AUGCAUAAUGCGCACUUCAGCAGCUGGCCUCCGCGGAUGCCGACCUCUCCAGGCUCAAACAUGCUGAUCAACUCCUUCGGCGAUCUCCAUCAAUCCAGGGCAACAACAACUACGACUACUACUACGACUUCUACUACGCCCAACAAUACUCCACAGCCACAGCCAUUAUCCUCCACAGCUACAGCCUCAACCUCCUCGGAUGUCCCUCCUUCGCUUCCUCCACGUCCUCCUCACGCUCGCUCUCUCUCUCAUUCUCCUUUCUUAUCGCAGUCUCGACCUGAAGACGCUCCUGCUCCAGCCCCCACCAGCUUCCCCUCGGGAACUGACCCCGUAUCGACCACAGCCCAACAAUCUGCAACACGUCCACCACGACCCUUCUCUGCGAACUCGAUUAGAACAGACCUCGCCACCCUUAGUAGAACCAUCCCUGGCGCUUUCCUGAGCUCACCCACAUCCACAUCCAUUCCAGGGGCCAGCUAUGCCCCACACUAUGCCUCACCUUCGCCCUCCCCUGCCUUUCAUUUUUCUCUAGUCAACAAUGGAGAGGGACCUGUGAACGAUGCUACAACCCGGAACUAUCUUGUCGCAGGCGACUACUGUUCAGACCCCCCAACUUCCGUAGAAGCAAUCGCCAGGAGCAACAACAGCAGCAAUGGCAGCGCCGUCAGCAAGGUCUCAAAGACAAAUAAUGAGCUGAUGCGGCCUAUCUUUCAUCCGUUUACAAACAUGAGCAUGACGCAACCUGGACGCUCCUUAUCCUUCAAUGGGCCAGCCACCAGCAGCAACAACAGUAAUAGUAAUCCCAGCAGUAUCCGCUUCGCUACACAUUCCCCCAAGGUGCCACCUGCCAUACCCUCCGCGGAAGGGAGCACUGGUCAUUCCUCAUUAUCGGGCACCCUCAAGAAAAGCCAGACAGUGGGCAAACCCGCCAAGAAGGGUAUCAAGAAUCGGUUCAAAAAACUCCGACGCAGACAAGGGUCAAGUUCACGGGAUUCUAACGGAGCAAAUGCAUUCAUCACCAGUGGUGAGAGUGACUCUGAGGCUGCCUUAGAACCCGACCACGACAUCAUGUUCAACACUGGGGGACUAGCCUACAAACUUGGGCCGUCCGCAACAGGCAGCAGCAAAUCAUCCCUGUCUUUACGAUCGAAACUGACCCAAAACGACUCUGGUCUGCCACCACAACUCCCACCUCGCAACGGCUCCGGCAGUACCAACUAUAAUCCCAUCAGUAGCAUAGGAUAUGGCAAGGGGAGUCUAUCUGGGCCAGAGCAAGGACAUGAGACCCACAAGGAAUCGUCAGCAGCUCGAUUUAAGGACUUGUUCAAGAAUGUAGGUCUCUCCAACCAACACUCCGCAGGACCCGCCUCGACUAUCCCAUCGACCACUGAACAUCAUAGUCCCAUUAUCGGCCCUUCAAAGGCGAUCCAGUCCCGCAGUGCGUUUUAUGCGCUUGGCGAGUUUCUGUCGGGUGAUGACCAGCCUGCUGCCUCAAAGGGUUUCCGACUUAAGGGAUCAGGGAAACGUAAGAAACGAUUCACGAAAAAGUCGCAUACUGCUGCAGGAGUGUUCGCUACCUUUGCGCCGGUCGCCACGGACGACGAGGAUUCUUCAGCGUCAAAAUCAGGUCGUUUACAGCUCCAUAACCACAGCAUUCUGCAUCACUUGCACCAUCGUCAUCGUAGCCGGUCUACGGGCGAAGAGGGCCGUGGUCAGGUACCGUUGGCUUGGAGACAAGGACCAGCCUUAUCCGCUGCUCUAAAAGAGGCUCGAAAUGUGAGGCCGGAUCCAAAUCUGCUCCUUGUCGAGUUGGAACCACUACCCACCGAUUUUGUGAACGCAUUCACGGCACUUUCAGCAUCCAGGGCUCAGCAUCCACAGGGACCCCUGACCACACACAUUACGCCGUCAUUAACAGUCAAUUCUGGAUUCGCGCAUCUGCUCGCCGGACCGAUCGGAACCUUUACGAACCAUCAGAGUAACGCGUCUCUCAUCCGACCUGUGGCGAAAUGCUCAGAUACGAUCAACACAAAGACCUUCCUCUUCAAGUUUUACCAAAACUCAAGAUUUCAAGGACAUUACGUCUUCCGUGUGGUUGAGGAUCGUGUCGAAUACAAGAUUUUGCCUUCUGCAUUGGAACAGGCCUGCUCACAAUACUUUCGCGAGGCCUACGUGACCUAUCGAGCACUCGAGAACAAGGCCAAGACUCUGAAGGAAGAGCGCGCACGGAGACGGAUCAAUCUGUUCUGGGCCGAGGGUCCGGAGAGCGCUGGAGUUGCAGCCAAGAUUGAACGCAGGGGAUCUGACUCUGGCCCUGGCAGCAAGAUUCAAAACUCUGCGGUCGCAUGGGACCAAAUGGCAUUGACAGAUGCCGCCACCACACUGAGUGAGAGCUCGGUCGGAACACCGAAUCCGCAAGGAAGGCGAACACCUGAACAAAUGGAUCAACGGAGUAAUACUGGAAGCAGCUAUAGUCCGAUAUUCAAGGCUUUUACCAGACCUACGGAUCGAUCUAGCAGUGCCCCCGUGGAAAGAAACGGCGCGAUGGUGUAUAACAGCGCUGUGUCGCAACCAGGUUCACAGCGUUCGGCGUUGUACCACAGUAGACGACGAUCGUGGUCGAGCAUCAAUGACCAGCAGCGUCUUGACCAGCAACAGCAACAUCAGGCAAUGGAAGAUGCAUAUUGGAGAGAGAUGGAGCGAAAGUAUCGUGAGGAAUUCAAACAGGCGACCUAUGGGCUGGAGCUGUAUCUAAACGAGAUCAUCAAGGGCCAAGAGUACGAGCGAUUCGACUCUUCAGCCGCAGUGAGUAUCGCAAACGAAAACAGGAACACGGCAGUAUUUUCUAUCAUUAACGGCGACAGAACAAAUGUGAUGUGGCUAGAAUCGCCUUCUGCGAAACUGAAGAACGAGUUUUUGAACUGGAUUGCCAUUGCUACUAUGGACCAUAGACAACCCGAACCUGAACCUGAGCAGGAGACGACGUCUGUCUAUCAAUCCAAGUUGAUCAAUAAGGCGCGCCAUGUCAUGUUCAUGGACUUUGAACGGGACGACAGCGAGGAUGCCGGGGAGAAGACAGACUUGCUGCUUGACAUGAUCGGUAUUCGACUCGCUCAACAGGAAGAAAAGCUAAUGUCAAUGCGCAAUGCUAUUCAAAAUACCAUGUGGCAGAUCAAAGAUUGUCUUGAAAGGCUGGACCAUUUGGACGAAGGCGCUAAGAAACGAAUGACGGAGAUGAUCAGAGCUACCGAUAGUCAAGAGGUGCAGCUGGCACUAAGGCCUUCCCCAUCGACUAAUUUGACCUUGGCAGAGACGGUCGACUGGAAACUGAGGGACGUUCAAGAACGAAUCCUGGUCUGUGCACGAAUCAUGAACGCUGCGCGAUACAAUUUGAACCGCCUUCGCUACGAAAUCGAACUCGAACAACGGUCGAUCCGGUUGUUUCGACAGUACAAAAUCAUCAUUGCAGUCGUCUCGAUUUCGGUGGUCUUGCUGGCCUGGUUCCUAUACCAUUCACGCGCGAACGCGUCGAACCCUCAGUCCCCAUCCCCACUGUUUCCCACCACGGUCAAUCCCUUCGAAGCCGGGGACAGCCACCUUCAUCCUGGCGAACAUCUCACCUUGACAUCACCUGUUAUUCCAACCCUAGAGCAGACGUCUAAACAGAACAUUGUGAAUACUCAAGAACGAGAGGAUCCUGUUCUGGUGAAAGUCACCCCUACGAAGGUGCUUUCGGGCACUCCAGUGACCCAUGAGGACAAUGACGAUGAGAUACCACUCAGGAAAAGCGAGACUGCCCUCACACAACUUUCGUCUGCAUCGCCUACAUUGCUUGGAUCGUUGUUAACUGAAGUAACUAAGGAGGACGAGGACGAAGAUGGGUUCAGAUCAAAGCAAGAGACAACUGUACACAGCACUCCUUCUGCACGGCCGCGACAGGACCCCAUGUGA
Molecule: messenger RNA, 3951 nt
Organism: Gamsiella multidivaricata
Lineage: Eukaryota; Fungi; Mortierellomycota; Mortierellomycetes; Mortierellales; Mortierellaceae
Exons: 7
Coding region: 1-3951 (1316 amino acids)
Source: RefSeq, a predicted model, not a curated record